Messenger RNA from Thrips palmi, 1897 nucleotides. RefSeq names its product chromobox protein homolog 3. Gene Ontology annotation, biological process: negative regulation of transcription by RNA polymerase II; chromatin organization. The record is from RefSeq and is a predicted model, not a curated record. Gene Ontology annotation, molecular function: chromatin binding. Lineage: Eukaryota; Metazoa; Arthropoda; Insecta; Thysanoptera; Thripidae. Gene Ontology annotation, cellular component: pericentric heterochromatin. The transcript is spliced from 6 exons. The coding region runs from base 160 to 1128 and encodes 322 amino acids.
GAGUAAUUUCACCCCUCGCCUCGGUGGCACUUGGUGACUGACUGUGGUUGUUGUGGUGGGGUGACUGUACCAGUUGUUGUUGUUCUUGCUGCUGCCGCUGCCGCAGCCGCGUCCGCGUCCCCUUUGGUCAACCCUGAUCGGACAACUGCCUGUGUCAUCAUGAGGAAAGUGUCAAAAGCGAGGUCUGCGCCGACGGAAGCGACAGAAGUUGAACAAGAGGAGGCGGAGACGCCGACCGGGGCGACUCCGACCAAGCGAACGGCCAGUAAGGCCGAGAAGAAGGAGAUCGAACCUGCAAAUGCAAAUGGGUCCAGUUCCGCAUCUGCAGCGGCAGACGCCGAUGACAGUGACUCCGACGGCCCAGAGUCCUUCGAGGUUGAGUCAAUUUUGGACUCCAGAGUGAGACAUGGAAAACAACAGUUCAAAAUUCGUUGGAAGGGCUACGGACCUGCUGAUGAUACUUGGGAGGACGAAGAAAAUGUUGAUUCUCCUGACCUCAUCGCAGCUUUCCUCAAAGGGCCAUCUAAAUCGGUGAAGUCUCCUCCCAAGAAAAAGAAAACAGCUUCUCCCAAGGGUAAAAAGCGAGUAAAUUCUGCAGAGCCCAAAACAAAACCUCUUAAAAAAGCCAAGAGCUCUGAUCCUACAAAUGAUGACAGUGACGCUGAGUAUGAGGUCAGUAAAAUCAUGGACUAUGUUGAAUUAAAAGAUGGGACUCGUCAAUUCCUCGUCCGCUGGAAAGGAUUUUCAGCCAAGCAGAACACGUGGGAACCUGAGGCAAACCUUAACUGUCAAGAUCUAAUUGAGAAGUUCUUAGCCCUUGAGCAGGAGAAGGAAGAUAUCUCACGAGAGACUCGUGUAGUCCGAAAGCAGGUCUACAAGUACAACCCGGAAUUGACGAAACGAUCCAGCCACAGAACUUCAACUAAGAAAAGUGAAGGUGGUAGCAGUUGUGAUGAUUCCGUAGACGCCAUUUCAUUCAGUCACCGUCAGCAUGGCAGUUCAUCGUCUUAUAACUAUAAAUAUACUUCUCCUUGGAGAAGUAAGGGUUCUUACAGUUUCACCACAUCCUCAAUGGCUGACAAUAACCCUUGGUAUUCUAAGAUAUCAUCUCAGUGCUCUCUGAUGUAGCAUUUAACCAUUGCUUUUGUAGCCUAACCAGACAAGCCUCUGAGAUUUAUCAUACUUCUCUUCAUCUUUCUUUCUCAGAGAAGUUUUCCAUUAAUUCGUUUCAGGAAAGUCAUCUUUGCAUCAUCAGUAUGUUCCUAAACCAAAUUCUUAAGUACUUUUUGAAUCUAUAAUCCUCUUAUUGCUCAUGAAAUAAUCCUUGUCUUGAAAUAAAUGUUGAGGUGUUGGUAACUGUUAAGUAAUUUGUUGAUUGUGUUACUUUUAGUUGCUUGCUUUAUGGUUAGUACAGCUAAAUUAGUUUGUAUUAAAUUGUGUCAGCCUUAUAAUAAUAAGCUCAAAAAUAUUUCAAAAAAUGAAUCUUUGCCAAUGAGGUAUUUUAACUACUUAAUUCUAUGCAUUGUAUGGUUAGUGUAGGCAAACUCUUGUUGCCUUUUGUAACAGGGCUAUGAAUCUGUAAAUUGUGCUAUCAUUAAAGUUAUACUGGCAUUUUUAAAAUUAUCAUAUAGACAGUAUAUACAUGUGUUCCAAUUGUGUUAUUUAAUGUUGCUAAUGUAUUUAAUAAUUAUAAUUUAGCUAGACAUGUACCUGCUCUGUCAUUUUAUUAUAAAAGUUCAAGGUGGUCAAAUAUUUUAUUUUGACUUGAUCAUAUUUGUCCAUCUCAUAGGAUUUUAUUCUUAAUGCUUAAAUCUAAUUGAUGUUUCGUAUCUAUUGAAAAAGUUUUACUAACUUAAUAGUUUUUUUUUCUGUAAAAUAAAUAACUCUUGAAGGAAAA